CAUAAAGAUUUAUCAAAACCAAACCAAACCAAACCCAUAGGGUUGUUGUUGUUGUUGUUGUUGCUGCUGUUCUGUUUUUCUAUCGACCACGGCGGUAACGAGGCGGAGAAGACCGACGCGGCGGCGGAGAAGCCAUCGUCAAAUCCGUUAGCAUUUCUAUUGGAAACGAAAACUCUCUCUCAGUCCGUUCCGUUGCAGUCAUGGCCUCAAUCUCGACUUGGUUUCGAUACAUGGCUCACAAGCUUGAGUACUCCCUCACGCUCAGUCUCAAGAGUCAUAGGAGACAAAAGCUGAGUGACCGGGAACUCAUUCAAAUAGUCUGCAAGAACCUAUUCUAUGGAAAGAUAACAUACUUACACUCGGAUAAAGUACCAGAAAUGUCACCAACCAUGACCGCAAAGGAAAACACACUUCUUAUCCGUAAGAUACCUAUUGCUAAUACCAGGUUUGUAUUCAUUGGAGAUGCUGUCGUCUUAAAGGACCCAAACGAUUCAGAUAAGUACCUUGUAAGAAGAUUAGCAGCUGUAGAAGGAUUUGAAAUGGUAUCAGGUGCUGAAAAAGAGGAGCCUUUCGUUCUCGGAAAGGAUCAGUGUUGGGUAACAGCUGAAAACCAGGACCUCAAAGCUAAGGAAGCAUAUGAUAGUCGAACAUUUGGUCCUGUUUCAACAGCAGACAUUGUUGGAAGAGCUAUAUAUUGUUUGAGAACAGCCGUUGAUCACGGUCCCGUUAGAAACAGUCACACUGCAAUGGGACACGAUUCUCCAAUCCUGGCCGUAGAAUUGGACGUGGAGGAGAUGGCUAAAAACCACAAGGCAUAAAAAGAGAGACACUUUCUUGUAUCUGUUCUUUUUGUUUUGUGUCAAAGCUAAAUUGCGUUCUUUGAUUGAGAUUUGAGAUAACAAUAAAAUCACUACAACAAUGAUGAUAAAUCCGAAUUUUACUUUGAGAAAACAAUCUUUAAACCAGUGUUUGUUUGUAGCCUGAAAUAUAUAUUUGCAGCAAUAUCUCGAUGA
Camelina sativa (false flax) is the source of this 1013-nucleotide messenger RNA. Its product is annotated as mitochondrial ATP-independent inner membrane protease subunit 2. Gene Ontology annotation, molecular function: serine-type endopeptidase activity. Lineage: Eukaryota; Viridiplantae; Streptophyta; Magnoliopsida; Brassicales; Brassicaceae. The record is from RefSeq and is a predicted model, not a curated record.